CCGUGUUAGCGGCCUCACGCGCAGCGUUUCCGUGUUCUCGUGUCUUAGUAAGCCAGCCAAUCACGUUCAACGUUUCUGUUUCCCGUUUUGUCGGAAGGUUGGCUAACCGCGCGGGGGCGCGCGCGCCUGAUAUUUGGCCUGUUCUGUUUUGGGACGUAGGCGGUGCGUCAGUGGAACGAGCUUGAGGGACUGAGUCUGCGUCACGGGUCGGACAAUAUGGAGACCACGGAGGAAGAAGAUAUAUGCAGAGUGUGCCGGUCAGAAGGGACCCCCGAGAAACCACUUUAUCAUCCGUGCGUUUGCACUGGCAGUAUUAAAUUUAUUCAUCAGGAGUGCUUAGUUCAGUGGCUUAAACAUAGCAGAAAAGAAUACUGUGAAUUAUGCAAACACAGAUUUGCUUUUACUCCAAUUUAUUCCCCAGAUAUGCCAUCGCGGCUUCCAAUCCAGGACAUCUGUGCUGGAUUGAUCACAAGUAUUGGCACGGCAAUCAGAUACUGGUUUCAUUACACACUUGUGGCCUUUGCGUGGUUGGGAGUUGUGCCCCUUACGGCAUGUCGUAUCUAUAAGUGCUUGUUUACUGGCUCUGUGAGCUCUCUUCUGACGUUGCCCUUAGAUAUGCUGUCUACGGAUAAUUUAUUGGCUGACUGCUUGCAAGGCUGUUUUGUUGUCACGUGCACUCUCUGUGCAUUUAUAAGUCUCGUGUGGUUAAGAGAACAAAUAGUUCAUGGAGGAGCACCCCAGUGGCUGGAGCAAAAUCAAGCACAACCUCUUAAUGGUGUAGGACAGCAGAAUGAGGUACCAGGACCUGGAAAUGUUGCUGCUGAAAAUGUGGCUCUUGAGCAACCUGCCAACCCCCCAGGAGACAAUGCUGUUGUGGGAGAAAACCCUGAAAUUCAAGAGGAGCAAGCUGAAGAAGAAGAGGAGGAAAAUGAUGAUGAAGAUGAUGCAGUUAUGGAAGAUGUUGCUGAUGCAAACAAUGGAGCUCAAGAUGAUAUGAAUUGGAAUGCAUUAGAAUGGGAUCGAGCUGCAGAGGAACUCACCUGGGAACGGAUGCUGGGACUCGAUGGAUCUUUGGUUUUUCUGGAGCAUGUUUUCUGGGUGGUAUCACUAAAUACGCUGUUCAUUCUUGUUUUUGCGUUUUGUCCAUACCACAUCGGCCACUUCUCUGUUGUUGGUCUGGGAUUUGAAGAUUAUGUACGAGCAUCUCAUUUUGAAGGUCUUAUAACAACAAUAGUUGGUUACGUUCUACUAGCAGUCACUUUAAUUGUAUGCCAUGGUCUGGCAGCAUUCGUUAAAUUUCAGCGUUCCAGGCGUUUAUUGGGCAUCUGCUACAUUGUUGUUAAGGUAUCUUUAUUAGUGGUUGUAGAAAUUGGUGUAUUUCCUCUGAUUUGUGGAUGGUGGCUGGAUAUUUGUUCAUUGGAAAUGUUUGACGCCACAUUGAAAGACAGGGAACUAAGCUUUCAGUCUGCGCCUGGCACCACUAUGUUUCUGCAUUGGCUUGUGGGAAUGGUUUAUGUAUUUUACUUCGCAUCUUUCAUACUGCUAUUAAGAGAGGUCCUGAGACCUGGGGUUCUGUGGUUUCUGAGGAAUUUGAACGAUCCAGAUUUUAAUCCCGUUCAGGAAAUGAUUCACCUGCCAAUUUAUCGACAUCUCAGGAGAUUUAUUUUAUCAGUGAUUGUCUUUGGUUCAAUUGUACUGCUGAUGCUUUGGCUUCCAAUUCGUAUUAUUAAGAAUAUGCUGCCAGCUUUUUUACCAUACAAUGUCAUGCUAUACAGUGAUGCCCCAGUGAGCGAACUGUCUUUGGAGCUCCUGUUGCUGCAGGUAGUACUUCCUGCCUUACUGGAACAAGGCCACACAAGACAGUGGCUGAAGGGUCUUGUCCGUGCAUGGACUGUGACAGCAGGUUACAUACUGGAUUUACAUUCGUACCUUCUUGGAGAUCAAGAAGAAAAUGAUAACAAUGCUAACCAACAAGCUGCCAACAACAACCCACAUGCUCGGAAUAACAAUGCUGCACCAGUUGUUGGGGAGGGCCUUCAUGCAGCCCACCAAGCCAUACUCCAACAAGGAGGGCCUGUAGGGUUUCAGCCAUACCGAAGGCCUGUCAAAUUUCCUCUCAGGAUUUUUUUCUUAAUAAUCCUUAUGUGUAUAACACUAUUGAUUGCGAGUCUUAUCUGCCUUACAUUACCAGUGUUUGCUGGUCGAUGGUUGAUGUCUUUUUGGACUGGCACAGCAAAAAUUCACGAACUGUACACAGCUGCCUGUGGUCUUUAUGUAUGUUGGCUCACCAUUCGGGCUGUAACUGUACUGGUGGCGUGGAUGCCACAGGGUCGUCAAGUUAUUUUAUUGAAAGUGAAAGAAUGGUCCCUCAUGAUAAUGAAGACAUUGAUUGUUGCUUUUCUUUUGGCUGGUGUUAUUCCACUUUUGCUUGGACUCUUGUUCGAACUGGUAAUCGUUGCUCCUCUUCGGGUCCCUCUGGACCAAACACCAUUGUUUUAUCCGUGGCAGGAUUGGGCUCUUGGAGUUCUACAUGCCAAAAUAAUUGCUGCUAUAACACUGAUGGGUCCUCAGUGGUGGCUGAAAACAGUGAUUGAACAGGUAUAUGCAAAUGGGAUACGCAAUAUUGACCUUCACUUUAUAAUUCGAAAAUUGGCGGCUCCAGUCAUCUCUGUUCUGUUACUGUCACUGUGUAUACCAUACAUAAUAGCAGCUGGCAUUGUACCAUUAAUUGGAGUCACACCCGAAAUGCAGAAUCUUGUGCAGCGCCGCAUUUAUCCAUUUUUGUUAAUGGUGGUAAUUUUGAUGGGUAUCCUCUCCUUUCAGAUACGCCAAUUUAAGCGCCUGUAUGAACACAUCAAGAACGACAAGUACCUUGUCGGACAACGACUCGUAAAUUAUGAACGCAAAUCCGGCAAAUCGAACACGUCGUCACAUCCUUCUCAAACAAUGGAAUAGACUUGAUGUUUCAUGAAUUAACUCCUAAUCACCAUCUUGUCCCUUUUUCAUAGACAGCUAGUUCUCUUUUCCUCUGUCUGGGCAAUUCACAGACAAUGUCUGUUAUCUCACUAUAACUUCAGAGAUUGGUCAGCUCAGAUACUUAAAUGAUUUGCUAUUGGUGGCACAGUCUCGUCUAUGUAUUCAUGAACAUGUGGGGACCUGGUGCCGGACAAUGACAAAAAAACACCUAAUGCAGAGUCAUGGAAAAUCUUAAUUGUAAAUCUUAAAACAAACAAAUGUAUAUUAAUUUAUUAAAUCUGGUUGUUACUUUAUUUUUAUUUUUGUCAGAUGUUUUCUGUUCACAAGGAAAGUUAAUAGUGCCGUGAAAGAAUUACUGCAUACAAAUAUCCGGUGAUCCAAAUUUCACCAGAGUUGGCUCCCUGGUUCAAAGUUCAUUUUUUUGUGAAAUGUCUUCUCUCAAUGCUGUAGCUGAUGUGAGGACAAUAACACUUGCACAACCAGCAUAUCUAACAACCUAAUGAGAAAAUGUGAACAUUUUGUACAGUACUUUUUUGUAUGACGCCAAAGUUUCUUUUUCAUUUUUAUUUUCUUUUAUUGUGGAACAAUUAUCCAGUUCAGAGAGCUACAGUAGGAAUAUGUUGGAAGCAGUCAAAUAUUUCUGUGACCUUGGCAAAGUGUCAUGAAUUAGCUAUAUGGAAUGUCUCUCACCAUCUAUGCAGCUGUUCAUAAAAGGUUACAUAGAU
Spea bombifrons (plains spadefoot toad) is the source of this 3701-nucleotide messenger RNA. It is a transcript of the gene MARCHF6, whose product is annotated as membrane associated ring-CH-type finger 6. The transcript is spliced from 26 exons. Lineage: Eukaryota; Metazoa; Chordata; Amphibia; Anura; Pelobatidae. The record is from RefSeq and is a predicted model, not a curated record. Gene Ontology annotation, molecular function: zinc ion binding. Bases 217 to 2955 code for a protein of 912 amino acids. Gene Ontology annotation, cellular component: endoplasmic reticulum membrane.